UUCGGGCAUCGCCUUCCCCACGAAGGAAAAGAGAGAAGAACCAGUCCCGUCUCUUUCGUUCUGGGAGGUCGACGAGGAAGAGGAGUCGAGCACCCGACCGGCGACCAGCCCGCGGCGACGCGGCGCCAGGAGAGGUGCUCCCGACUCCUGAGCUCCGGAUCCCCAUCCCGCCGUCAAGCAGUUGCGCCCGCCGCGGCCGUAGCAUGAGGUGGCCGCCGCCGAUCUCGCAUCGCCGCCGCCCCUUCCUCCUCCUCGUCCUCCUCGUCGCCCUCUACUCGAUUCCUGGGGCUUUUUCAUUGAGGCAUGUCACGCUCAAUACGGUUGAGAUAUUUACUACUCAUGAAUGGUUUGGCAAGCCAACAGUGUAUUUCCGUUGCAAUGGAGAGAACAAGACAAAUUUGCCAGACGUCAAGGAGGCACACGUGCUCUAUGCCUUUAAGGGUGAAGAAUCAUGGCAGCCAUUAGCAGAGCUUCCAGAAAAGAAAUGCAAGCGGUGUGGUCUGUAUGAAGAGGACGCAUUUAAACCUGCCGAUGUAUUUGAUGAAUGGGAGAUGUGUUCUAGUGAUUUCAAGGAUGGAAAAUAUACCCGCUUUAAGGAAAACCAGUUCAAUGCAACAUUCCUAUGCCCAAACUGUACUGCUUCUGCUGGUGAUCAUGGAAACGGUGAGCAUAGCUCGGAGGUGGAAACUAAUAAGGCAUCUGUUCCAGUUAUCAUUGUAGUUAGUGUUCUUGCUUCAGUACUUGUCAUCAUUGCCUUGUUUGGGGGCUAUAAGUACUGGCAGAAGAAGAAGAGAGAGCGAGACCAGGCACGAUUCCUCAAGCUCUUUGAAGAGGGAGAUGACCUUGAAGACGAACUGGGGCUUAGCAAUGAAUUCUAAAUCAGUGAGUACAGUACUUACUAGGUACAGGCUACAGUCAAUAUUUUCAGAUGUAGUUUCCACGUUGUCAUGUAUAGAAUGCGUAAUUUUCACUUUGAAAUUUUGUAGUGUGUAGCAUUACCGUAGUGUAAAGAAACGAUUCUGACAAAACUAUGAUUCAGUUCAAUCGGUGUUUCUCCUGACCUCGUAGCUUUUGGGACUGAAAAUCUUGUAACAGUUUGCAGCAAACCAUUUCAAAUUACAGUUCGUUCUAGGUA
This is a messenger RNA of Setaria italica (foxtail millet), 1135 nucleotides long. RefSeq lists its product as uncharacterized. Bases 204 to 878 code for a protein of 224 amino acids. NCBI's taxonomy places the organism in Eukaryota, Viridiplantae, Streptophyta, Magnoliopsida, Poales, Poaceae. The transcript has 4 exons. The record is from RefSeq and is a predicted model, not a curated record.